AUGAAGGUCUGGAAUGUACCGACUGCGUGCAGGAUGUUUAGAUACGCACUCAAAGGAGACGCCAGAGAAUGGCUGAAGAGCGUCACAAAAGGAUCCAUCGUCAGCUUCGAUGACCUUAAGGAGAAAUUUAGAGCCCGUUUUAGCCAGCAGAAAAAGCACAAGAAGAUUCAUGUGGCCGCUCAUGGAAUAAAACAGAAGGAAACAGAAGGUUGCAGAACGUUGAUGGACCGAUUUACCACGGAAACAGAGGAUAUUGUGGACCUCCCUGAGUCACAAAGGAUAUCGGGAUUACUUCAUGGCCUUCGGAGUAGAGGGUUAGUUGAAUUCCUAUACAGGGACCUCCCGAAGACUUACGAAGCGGUUCUAAACAGGGCCCACGUGUACUUGGAUGCCAGGGACACCGCUUUGAAAGGAGACACAAGUCCCACGCAGGAAAAGAAAACUCCGGCAAACAGGAAAGGAAAAUGGAUAGGCGAAAGGGAAAAACCAAGAUAUACUCCGUACCAUAAGGAUGACAAAGGGUACCUCAAGGUAAAUCUUCCGGAAUUGCACAAAAGUCCGAAAGAAAUAUUACUCACUGAAAGUGUUGCAAAAACCUUCCCCAUCCUUCCCAGGCUAAGUGGAAAAAAUAGGAAAGAUCCGGAGAAGUACUGUGAAUUCCACAGGGACUAUGGCCAUGACACGAACGCGUGUUGGCAACUCAGGAAAGCCAUCGAGGAAGCUAUAAACGACGGGAAACUUUCGCACCUGGUAAAAAGUGUCAGGCAACAGCAUAAUGUGAAAAAAGAAGACGAUGCAGAUGAAAAGAAAAAAGGCCCUGAGAAAAAAAUUUAUACAAUAACGAAAAUUAAGCCGGGGUCAGGAUUUUCCCUCCCCAAGAUCUACAAGGGGGACAUAGGACGCAUCACGUUCCCUCAAAUCUAUAAAACCUUAAGGGAUCCUCUUGUAAUUUCCGCAGUUUUAGAAAUAUCCAAAGUAAAGAAUAUCAUUGUAGACAUCGGAAGCGAGUGUGAUGUGUUAUAUGAGAAGGCUUUCUGGAAACUGCACCCUGUGGCACUGAAGCUUCGGUCCAAGGGUACUCAGGGAACAAAGAUAAACCACUAG
Erigeron canadensis is the source of this 1104-nucleotide messenger RNA. RefSeq lists its product as uncharacterized. The record is from RefSeq and is a predicted model, not a curated record. The transcript has a single exon. Bases 1 to 1104 code for a protein of 367 amino acids. NCBI's taxonomy places the organism in Eukaryota, Viridiplantae, Streptophyta, Magnoliopsida, Asterales, Asteraceae.